AUUUAAACAAUUACUCCAAACUUUUGUGGUUUCAUCAUCUUUAUAUUAAGUCUCAUCCAUAACACAAAUUUACACAAAACAAUUAAGUAAACAUGAGAUCCAUUAAUGUUGUCUUGAUCAAUCUCAUUAUUUUCCAAUGUGUAACGUUAUUACAUGCUCAAGAUUUUGAUUUCUUCUACUUUACUCAACAGUGGAAUCCAGCAUCAUGUGACAGCAAGAUAAAAUGUUGUUACCCUACAAAUGGUAAACCAGAAGAAGAUUUUGGUAUUCAUGGACUAUGGCCAAAUUACUUCAAUGGAUCAUAUCCCAAAAGUUGUAACAAGAAUGUUCGUUAUGAUGAAACACAAAUCUCGGACCUGAUAAGUAGUAUGCAAAAGAAUUGGCCAACAUUAUCUUGUCCAUCAAAUAAUGGAACAAGGUUUUGGUCUCAUGAAUGGAAGAAACAUGGUACAUGUUCCCUUUCAAUGUUGGACAUGCAUUCUUAUUUCCAAGCAGCUCUUGCUCUUAAGGAAAAGGUCAAUCUACUCCAAAUUCUCAAAAAUGCAGGUAUCCAACCAAAUGGAGGAUUUUACAACUUGGAAGCAAUCAAGAAAGCAAUAGAAAAAGGCAUUGAACAUACUAUUGGUGUAGAAUGCAAUAUUGAUUUAAAUGGGAAUAGUCAACUUUUUGAAGUUUAUAUUUGUGUUGAUAAAUCUGGUUCAAACAUCAUUGACUGUCCAAUUAUCCCAGAAACUAAGAGAUGUAAUGAAAUUGUUGAAUUUGCUGUUUUUGGAUCAAGAAAUAUACUUGAUGGGGGACAUGCUUAUUCUCUUUAAAGAGACUCUUUAUGACAAGAAAAUCAUUGUUUGUAAUCAAUUUAAUGAAUUUUAUCAUGAAAUAAGAGAAUUUCUUGUAUUUAAUUUCA
Solanum tuberosum (potato) is the source of this 904-nucleotide messenger RNA. Its product is annotated as intracellular ribonuclease LX-like. The record is from RefSeq and is a predicted model, not a curated record. Gene Ontology annotation, molecular function: RNA binding; ribonuclease T2 activity. The coding region runs from base 93 to 815 and encodes 240 amino acids. Lineage: Eukaryota; Viridiplantae; Streptophyta; Magnoliopsida; Solanales; Solanaceae. Gene Ontology annotation, cellular component: extracellular region. The transcript is spliced from 4 exons. Gene Ontology annotation, biological process: RNA catabolic process.